Messenger RNA from Thlaspi arvense, 760 nucleotides. Lineage: Eukaryota; Viridiplantae; Streptophyta; Magnoliopsida; Brassicales; Brassicaceae. The record is from the annotation of a GenBank genome assembly.
GACUUGGUCUCUUGAUUGAAGUUUCAGGUCCUAAUGGAUCUCGUGUCACUGAGAUAAGAUCUAUGGCAGUGGUUUUGCAAACUUGGACCUCGCUUCACCUGCCUUUACCAACUUUGGCUUGGUUUAACUUCAGGAUUCCAAAACAUACAAUCGUCUUAUGUGUCGCUGUUCAGGAUAGGCUAACGACCAGAGACUGUUUGAGAAGUGGGGAUUGUCUGUUCCAAGCGUAUGUUUACUUUGUGGGAUGGAUCCGGAAUCUCGUAAUCAUCUCUUCUAUGGAUUCUUCUUCAAGGAACUCAAAACUCAAGGCAAUUUGCAAGUUGAUUUUUCAAGCCGUGGUCUAUGAUUUAUGGAAAGAACAGAACUCAAGAUUGCAUACAACUACUACCAAACCAACACAUGCGGUGGUUAAGCAUAUGCGACUUAAUUUGAGAGCAAAACUCGCAAAUUUAGACCGAAAAGCUCGGUUAUUCAUCUCCACUUUUUCAAGCACAACAGAAGAAGAAUCUUUCAUCUCUACUUGGUUCAAAUUCAUCCAACUGUAAUCUGGUUUUCUUCAAGGUUUCUUUCAAUUGCUUCACUUUUGUUUCAUCUUGUGUAAUAAAUGUUCUUUAUUUUCUCUUUCUUCUAUGUUCUUCAAAUGUUGUAUGUAAACUUUAUCCCUUCGUGGGAAACAAAUAAAGAAAUUCAAGUAAAAAAAAAAAUACUGAAUUGAUUGACAACGAUGCCAUUUUAUUGGAUGGCGAGCUUGGCACUCAAU